GCGCACUGCCCAGCCGCGCUGCUGUCUCCGCCGUGCGCCCGUCGUGCCGUCGGAGCUGGGCUCGCAGCCUUUCCCUGGCCUGCCGCCGCCUCCAGCGUGCCACAUCCGGCCGUCGUCGGUCCGCGGCUCGCGAGCGCGGGACAGAAGAGGACCGGGGCAGGCGCCGUCCACAGCUAGUGCGGGGCGAGGCCCGGGGACGCCGGGGUGGCGGCCACGAUGGUGGCCACGUGCCUGCAGGUAGUGGGCUUCGUCACGAGCUUCGUGGGUUGGAUCGGCAUCAUCGUCACCACGUCCACUAAUGACUGGGUGGUGACCUGCGGCUACACCAUCCCCACCUGCCGCAAGCUGGACGAACUGGGCUCCAAGGGGCUGUGGGCUGACUGCGUCAUGGCCACGGGGCUGUACCACUGCAAGCCCCUGGUGGACAUCCUCAUCUUGCCGGGCUAUGUCCAGGCCUGCCGAGCCCUGAUGAUCGCAGCCUCGGUCCUGGGGCUGCCCGCCAUUCUCCUGCUGCUGACGGUUCUCCCCUGCAUUCGAAUGGGCCAAGAGCCUGGUGUGGCCAAGUACAGGCGGGCCCAGCUGGCUGGCGUUCUGCUCAUUCUGCUGGCUCUCUGUGCCAUCGUCGCGACCAUCUGGUUCCCCGUGUGCGCCCACCGCGAGACCACCAUCGUGAGCUUUGGCUACUCCCUGUACGCGGGCUGGAUCGGCGCCGUGCUGUGCCUCGUGGGCGGCUGUGUCAUCAUCUGCUGUGCUGGAGACGCCCAGUCGUUUGGUGAAAACCGUUUCUACUACUCUUCGGGCUCCAGCUCCCCCACUCAUGCCAAGAGUGCCCACGUAUAAGAGGGCUGCUAAGGCUGCCCACCGAGGUGCUGCAGAUGCUGGGCCCGCGGCCCUGGGUGUGCUUGCCACAGGCGGGGGAAGCCCACUCCGCUGCCAGGCUCCAAAGCCAAAGUUCUAGAAAAGCAUCCUGUCUGGCCUUUUUUAGUCUUAAUACUCCUCUCCCCAUUUGUUGCCUUAAAAGAAAUCUUUAGCUCAGAAAAUGCCCACACACUUUUCUCCUGGUUUUGCCUGUUGUUAGCUCUUUUCUUGGGCGUUCCUUUGUUGUUCACCAGUAUGUACAUGUAUGUGUAUGUAUAUGUAUAUAUUUUCUUCUCUCUCUUUAAAUUUUAAAUAUCUUGCAAACAUUGCUGAGUUGGGUGUGGGGAGAGAAAUAAAAGACACUUUUCAAACUGUUACAGAUGACAAUGGGAGCCUCAUAAAGAUGCCUCUCUGUUCGCUCCCUCCUCUUCGGCUCCAAGGUCAUUUAGUUAUAAGCGAUAGAAAAAAUAGAACUGGGGACAUGGGGGUGGGGAGGGAGGGGAUUGUGGAACUUUCCCUCCAUGGGAAACUUUCCCUUUUGUAUGUCGAGGGCAAGGGGUGGGGGUAUUUUUUAGUUUGUGAUUUUACAUUUAUCUGUACAUACUUUUUCAAGACGGAUCAUUUUUAUAACCAUGGUUUUCCUGAAAUUCUCAAUUCAUCAGUAUGAAGGAAAUGAACCAAAUAGGCUUUAAUGAUAUGAUAAAUAACAGCCCAAGUUAAUAUAACUCUAACUGACAUGCCACAAAAUAUUUUUGAUUUCCAGGGUUGUAUGCUGUAGUUUUUAAUCCUACACAUGCAGAUGCUUCAAGUUAACACAUUUUUAAAGCUUUUUCCCCGUUCUCUAUUUUCAUUUUGUUAGCCAUCUUGAAGUGGUGUUGUUUAACAUAAAUCAUGCUGUUGAAUUUGGCUUUACGGGUGUAAACACUGACGGUGUAUCAGUAUCUGAGACCCCAAACUCUCCAAACAUUGAUGGUGCAUUUUGUUCUUUCAGUGAAACCCGUGCAAUAAAAUAACAGACUGUGUACAAAGUGGCCUCGAUAUUCUGUCGUGUCCAGGGGUGCCAUCUAUUUCUUGUCACCGAUCUCAGUCUCUACUAGUAAUUUCUAGGGAACGUGGUCGUGACCCAGGAACAAGGCAUUCUGCACUGCCCUGAAUAAUGAAAACGUUCUGUCUUGUUCACUGUACCACGGUGGUCCUGUGUGGUCAUAAAAGCGAAACCUUGGUGCUCUGUAGGUUUCCUCAGUGGACUGACGUCACAGCAAAUUUGAGUCAUACAUAAAUGGGCAGCAAUCAGAAACCAAGUCCCUAGCAUUACACAGAUAAAUGCCUUCAUCUGCUUUGAACACCCAGGAAAGAAACUGGGUAGGUAUAAGGGGAAGUAUAAAACAAACCCCCUAUAUUGGAUAUUUUGGUGAUAAUAUCAAAAUGCAGUUUCCUUAAAUAAGCACAUCGGUGUUUGGAAAUUUUGGACAAAGAUCGAGUUGAUUCUUGUUUGUUUUCUGUUCCAGAAACUGUCAAGUUAUGAAUCUGCUCUAAAAAACACAGAUUAUGAUCUACUUUGGCAGUGUUUUUCCAAAAAUAUUAAUUUUGUUAGCUGAUAAUAUAAUAGGCAAACAUUUCCUCUUUGGAAAUAUCCAUUUGGGCUAGCCAUUUUGGUAGAUAUUUGUGUACAUUAGGAGAUUAUAACAAUUUCUAAAUUACCUAUGCAGAAGAGACAGUCUUCAUGUUGUCCAAACUGUUUGCUUCGUUGUGAUGAGGUUUUAUGAGGAUACAAGUCAUGUAAUUGUAUUAGAAGACUUUCUCUCAUAAAAACUUGUCAGGGUGUACUGACUGUGAGCUUGAAUGGAGCCAGAGACAUCCAGGGGGUAUGGACAAGUGAGGCCCCACAUACCGUCUCCUUAGCACUGCUGGUUUGAGUCACAGUGUUUCAGGUGGUUCUCCUCUUCUUGUGGAUGGAUGCACUCACUCAGCUGCUGCUUGCUGUCUCACCUGAGGGUGUGCGUUACAUGAGCCCACUUUUCCCUGCAGCAAGAGAAGAAACACCCCAAAUCUCUCCUAGCUGAUCGUUGCCUGCCUAGUUAGGAAAUCCCAUUUUGUAGGUCAUGACUAUAGGAUUGGAUUUUAUUAUCAGUGCUAGGGAGGGAGGGGUAGCUGUUCCUCCAGGACAGCACUCACUGUCCAGUAGAAAUAUAGCCACAUACGUAAUUUAGGAUUUUCUAGAAACGACGUUAAAAAGCUAACAAUGAGCAAGUGAAAUUAAUUUUAAUGUAUUCUAUUUAAUCCAAUAUACCCAGAAUAUUGUCAUUUCAAUAUGUAAUCAACUACUAAUGGGAUAUUUUAUGUCCUUCUUUUUGUAUUCCCUCUUUUGGAUUCCAGUGUGUAUUUUCCACUUACAGCACGUCUCCAUUUGUACUAGUCAUACCUUCAGGGCUCAGGGACACGUGGGCUGGUGGCUGUUGGAUUGGACAGCACAGCUAUAGAACAACAGGUUCAGUCCCAGCAGUCAUCAAGAGGGAUUCACUCUUGAUGAUUUUGUCUGCGCUCAGUAGAGUUCCAUUGGAACCUGGCAAUAUAGUGACGGUGAUUGCCGCCUGGGGGAAGACCGUGACCCCCUCCCCCAUCACAGGUAAGAUAGCGGACCCAAAGUGCUGUACCUGAGUAACAGGGAAAAGGGGAUUCAAGCUCUCCGGACCUGUUUGCGUCAGGGACUUCAUGCUUUUAAUCCUGCCUGUAGUCCUCAGUGUACAGAGAGGACAACGGGGUGUGCAGAGUACAGGUUAUUCAUCAGGCUUGGACGGCCACUAGAGAGACGUAAGAUCGGGUUUAAGUCUAUCUAAAUCUGAAGCCCUCGUACUCUCAUAUAGAAAUCACUGCUAGGAAGUCAGGUAAAAUGCAGAUUCAUUCUCCUCACCCCCAGAGACCCCUCAGUCAUUCUGGGCUGGUACCCAGGAAUCGGUCUUUUAAUUGCACACCCGUUGAUUCUGAUGAGACGGUCCUCAUGCUAUACUUUGAGCCACAGUGAAGGGAAAGGCCUCUUUCUCAUGCCUUUCGGUCACACAGCUGACCACCCCCCAUCCCGCUUUGAUGGUUCUUGGAGGAGAGAUGACUUUGAGAGUACGUCCAGCUUUGUCCCUUUUUGGCCUUUUCUGAAGAGACCACAUGCAGGGGAUCUUUGGGUUGAAACGAACAGGUUCUGUUCAUGCUUUCCAAGAAUUUGAUAGCAACCAAAUAAGGAAAGAAUGUUUCAAGGAAUGUCUGCAUCUAGGGACGCUGGUUACAACAACAGCAACAAAAGAGAGAAGAUUGUGUACUUAAGGAAUACAAGUUACAUAUUUGUGCUGAAUUGGUGGUUUGGAAUAACAAUAGAACAAGGUUUGGUUGUAUCUUGCCCUGCGUGUGUGUUUUUUUUUAAAUUUCCAAUCUGCCCGUCAGUGUUUUUCUAUACAAUGUACACAAUGUGAAUUGCAACAUCUUAAAUGUUUGGCAGGACAUUCAUGCUCAUGACAUCACAUGCUGGGAGGACAGGGAGGCCACUGUCGGGCUGGCCUUGGGGAGAGGCCGCAUCAGUGCUGCCAUUGAGAUGUGCCCACAAAAGAGUGUGUGACAGCCAGAUGUGCGGCUUAAUGGAGACUGACCCAGAAUUGUGGGGGGAACAUUGGCACAUGCUGCUUAAUGGCUUGAAUAGCAGCUCUUGAGGAAUCUAGGUUUCUCUCCCUCACGCAGAGUCUCAGAGCUCAGGCUUUGUGGCCCUGUGGCCGGGGGAGGGAAUGGAGAUGGAGGGACUUGUCACUGCUCCAUGCCCCAUUGUUGAAAUAAAAAACGUGGAAAUGUUAAGCCAUUUCUCAAGGAUUUGGAAUUUUGGAAGGUAAGAAUUGCUUACGUGCUACAUCAGAAUUAACUCCAAAUGGUAAAGGGCACCCAGUUGUCAUGGCCUGGGGCUUUCUUGAUUAAAAACAGGUGUUUUUUUUUUUUUUUUCCUCUUGUGUUGAGUUACAUAGAGCUUUGCUUUUCCAACUAUAAUGUGCAUACAGAUCACAGGUGUGAGAAGUCUUGUUAAAAUGCAGAUUCGGAGCCAGCAGGUCUGGGGUGGGGCCUGGGAUUCUGCAUUUCUAACGAGCUCUCAGGAGAUGCUGAUGCUGUUGGGGAAGACAGAGCUGGAGUGAUAUGUACUCAUCAAAGA
Messenger RNA from Ailuropoda melanoleuca (giant panda), 5038 nucleotides. RefSeq names its product claudin 11 (gene CLDN11). NCBI's taxonomy places the organism in Eukaryota, Metazoa, Chordata, Mammalia, Carnivora, Ursidae. The transcript is spliced from 3 exons. Gene Ontology annotation, molecular function: structural molecule activity. Gene Ontology annotation, cellular component: bicellular tight junction; membrane. The coding region runs from base 217 to 840 and encodes 207 amino acids. The record is from RefSeq and is a predicted model, not a curated record.